Saccostrea cuccullata (small rock oyster) is the source of this 891-nucleotide messenger RNA. RefSeq lists its product as uncharacterized. The transcript has 3 exons. Gene Ontology annotation, molecular function: protein binding; translation repressor activity; ubiquitin protein ligase activity. Bases 1 to 891 code for a protein of 296 amino acids. Gene Ontology annotation, biological process: negative regulation of translation; protein polyubiquitination; proteasome-mediated ubiquitin-dependent protein catabolic process. The record is from RefSeq and is a predicted model, not a curated record. Lineage: Eukaryota; Metazoa; Mollusca; Bivalvia; Ostreida; Ostreidae.
AUGAAAAACACACAGUUACAAACUCUACAAAAACAUCUGGAUGAAAUUAACAAGAAAAUUUCUUACAUCAAGGAUAAAAUCAGUUCAAUUGAUGUUGCUAAGGAAUCCAAUAACAUUUCAAAAAUGUUUGAUAAUACAAUCAAUGUAGAUAGUUAUAGAAAUCUUCCACAAAAAAUUCUGACAACUUCGCCAAAAUUCACUUCAGGUAGAAUUAUUGAAGGAGAACUUGGUAACAUGUUUGGAACUUUAUCACCAAGUUCUCUGACUUCAAAUAAACAUGGCUACAGCAUGAAGACAACACAGAAAUCACCAGAAGCUGGAUCCUCCCCUCCAUUAAAGCACCUGCUGGAUGAACCUCAGACUGUCACCACCAUAGGCACUGGGUAUGGAGUAUUUUACAGUGUGGCCUGUCUAAGUGAUGAAGAAAUAUUGAACUGUGAAUAUUGUAAAAAAAACAAGAAGAUAAAAGAAGUGAUCCGACUACAGAACUGGAAACCUGAUGGUGUAUGUUGUACCUCUUUAGGUGACCUCCUGAUUAUCAUGAACAAAUACCUGGAUGUUUGUCUGUCUGAUUGUGGAGUUAGAGCAGUAGUGGUGGUCAAUCAGGCCGGGAAACUGAGAUUAAGAUACACUGGACAUACUUUAUCUGUAUUAUUCUAUCCACAUGGAAUCACCACAGACAGUCAGAGUCACAUCCUUACAGCUGAUAAUAACAAUCACUGUGUCCACAUCAUAGACCAGGAUGGACAGUUCCUCCGUUACAUUGACGAUGGAUUGAUGUACCCCAGAGGACUGUGUACAGAUAGACAUGAUUAUCUGUUUGUUGCUAAACAUGGAAACAGACAAAUGAAGAAAAUAAAAUAUCUCCGAAGAAAUCACACACCAACUUAA